This is a messenger RNA of Knipowitschia caucasica, 285 nucleotides long. NCBI's taxonomy places the organism in Eukaryota, Metazoa, Chordata, Actinopteri, Gobiiformes, Gobiidae. The record is from the annotation of a GenBank genome assembly.
AUGAGCCAGAUCCCGUCAGUAAAACGUACAGUACUUCUCGCUGCGUCAGAGAUCCUCGAUGAUUGUUUUUUGCACUGCUUCAGCCUCCGGCCCCGCUCGGUCCGGCCCCGCUCGGUCCGGCCCCGCUCGGUCCGGCCCCGCUCGGUCCGGCCCCGCUCGGUCCGGCCCCGCUCGGUCCGGCCCCGCUCGGUCCGGCCCCGCUCGGUCCGGCCCCGCUCGGUCCGGCCCUGCAUCUGUUACAGUCUUUACUCAGAACAGACUAAAGCACAGGUCUGGAAGUUCUAA